Molecule: messenger RNA, 2920 nt
Organism: Syngnathoides biaculeatus (alligator pipefish)
Lineage: Eukaryota; Metazoa; Chordata; Actinopteri; Syngnathiformes; Syngnathidae
Product: transcription factor Dp-1-like
Exons: 13
Coding region: 651-1889 (412 amino acids)
Biological process (GO): regulation of transcription by RNA polymerase II; regulation of cell cycle
Cellular component (GO): nucleus; transcription regulator complex
Molecular function (GO): RNA polymerase II transcription regulatory region sequence-specific DNA binding; DNA-binding transcription factor activity, RNA polymerase II-specific
Source: RefSeq, a predicted model, not a curated record
CGAGUUUAAAUAAAGCUCACUCCGGCGGUCCUGUCACAGAUUUCCGUGCUUAGCUCGGCCGCUAGCUCGAGCCCGACCGGCUAACAAAGCGCCAGCGGGUCUUCGACGGUGACCGCGAGUUAGCCGCUUGCUAACAAACACGGCUAUCGAUCAGCCCCCCCCACUGUUGGUGGUUGUCACAAUGGACGCGAGUCGGGUUUCUUCGGGUAACUCACCCGGAAAAGAAGCCGCCUCUAGUUGUGAGCUUUAAGAGUUUCGAAUGAGUGUCUUUUUUUUUUGUUUGUUUGUUUUUUAAAACCGGGGAGGAUUGCAAAACAACCAUAACUUCCCGAAAGUCUUUAAAAAGAAACGUAUCGAAGCUCAAGUGUUAAAUUAGUAUUGGCGUUCUUUUGUGGGGUACGUUUAUCAGAGGUCAAGAAUUGUAAAUAGCACGACAACAUUGUGAAGUUCUCGUGCUUCCUAAAUGUAAUACCACGGCCACCAUUUGGCGUUGACAGGGAUUUAGACCUCCUCUUCCUCCGCUCUCCAAUGCCAACAACAACCAACGGCGGCCGUCGAAGAAGCAGCACUAGUACACGCAGUCUGAAUAGUGAAACAGAAGAAGAAAUCCCUUUCCAACCGAGGCUCAACUUCCCCGGUCCUUUGGGAUCAUGGCUAAAGAUGCUGGUCUAAUAGAAACGAACGGAGAGCUGAAGGUUUUCAUUGAUCAGAAUCUGAGCCCCAGCAAAGGUGUCCUGUCUUUGGUCGCUGUCCAGCCUGCCACCGCCCCCGUGGCCAAGCAGCUUUUGCCCAAAACGCUUGGGCCGUCCAACGUGAAUAUUGCUUCACACAUGCAGCAUUUGCCACAUAUGGUGAUUGGAACACCUCAGAGGCCAACAGUAUCCAAUACAAUACUGGUAAACAGCCCCCACACACCCAAUUCACAAUUCCUCAAUCAGACUCAACCGUCGGACGCCUCUCCUUGGUCGUCAGGGAAACGCGGCAAGAAAGGUGAGAAAAAUGGGAAGGGCUUGAGGCAUUUCUCCAUGAAAGUCUGCGAGAAGGUUCAGAAGAAGGGAGUCACCACCUACAACGAGGUCGCGGAUGAGCUGGUGGCCGAGUUCAGUUCGGGCGACAACCUCAUGUCACCCAACGACUCGCAUGUGUAUGACCAGAAGAACAUUCGGCGGCGCGUGUACGACGCCCUCAAUGUCCUCAUGGCCAUGAACAUCAUCUCCAAAGAGAAGAAAGAGAUCAAGUGGAUUGGGCUGCCCACCAAUUCGGCACAAGAGUGCCAAAACCUCGAGGUGGAGCGACAGAGGCGUCUGGAGAGGAUCAAGCAGAAACAGUCUCAGCUUCAGGAGCUCAUACUACAGCAAAUAGCCUUCAAGAACCUGGUUCAGAGAAACCGACAGACCGAGCAGCAAGCAAACCGACCGCCGCCGCCCAACUCCAUCAUCCACCUCCCCUUCAUCAUCGUCAACACCAGCAAGAAAACGGUGAUCGACUGCAGCAUCUCCAACGACAAGUUUGAGUACUUGUUCAACUUUGACAGCAUGUUUGAGAUCCACGACGACGUCGAGGUGCUGAAGCGUAUGGGCAUGGCGUGCGGUUUGGAAGCGGGCAAGUGUUCCCCGGAAGAUUUGAAAGUGGCCCGCGGCCUGGUGCCCAAAGCUCUGGAGCCCUACGUGAUCGAGAUGGCGAAGGGACCCAUCACCAACGUUUUCAUUACCGGAGGGUCUUCUGCUAAUGGAGCCCGUUACACAGCCAGCGACGGCGGCCCUGACUGCACCAUGGCCUCCAGCUCGAAUGACUCUCACUACAGCGGCUCCCGCGUGGAGACCCCGGUGUCUUACAUGGGCGAUGACGACGACGACGACGAAUACGACGAGAAUGACGACGAAGACUAACCUGUGUACGCCUCGCCACUUCAAUAAGCACAGUUUCUCAAUUGCGCCACCGUGGGAGCGUGAACCCCGCCACCGCCCACCCCCUCCACUCCCACCGCCUCUUUUGCCCUCCUCCGUCCCUUUUCCCCCAUGCCUGUUUUUUCUGUCUGGCUUUCUCAGGGCUGUAGAUGAGUAUUGAAAGAACGAGGGUUGGGGGGGUGGGCCCAUGCGUCAAGUGCCCCCUUGUCUCUCGAGUCACUUGUACGUGCACCGCAGCUCCGGAGGAGGGUUUAAUCUCUGGAACUGUUGCGCGUGGCUCGACCUAAAAGCUGAAGUCUUUGCGUGUUCAACUAAUUUUUCUGUCCCAUAAGAAACAAAACCAUUUAAAAAAAAAAAAAAAAAAGUAUCGUUAUGCUACUGUUCUCUAUUGCAACAUGAUCUUUCUUGUUCAAUGGUGGCUGAAGUAUUUGCCCAACCGUUUCCGCCGUGAAUUCACAAUGUCCUGAUAAAGUUGGCAUCCCAUGAUGGGGCUCCAUCAUAUGUGGUGUUUUUUUUUUUUUGUUUUGUUUUGUUUAGUUCCGGGCAAGAGGUUGAGAUGGUUCUUCCAGUUUCUCACUGAAUUGAGCUGGCUGGCUUCUGUUCUUGUAGGCAGCUGCUUCCUUUCCCUUAUUUGCUAGUUUUUUUUUUGUAUUCCACAGUUGAGAAAUUCUCGUGUGCCCCCGCGUGUGACACCUCGGUAGUGUUUACAAAGUAACGGCACCAGCAAGGUCACGAUUGCCUAACCCAGGUUCCUGAUAGGUAAAUAAGAUUUGUUGAUGACUUGUAUGAACCCUGUUGAUGAUUGUAGCUGAUAGUACCCUUUAGAGGCCAGUGGUAACGAUACUAGACCAUCAGACAAUAUCCAUGUAACUGUGUUUUUGUAUCGGUCUUUGUGUACUUCCAUCAAAGAUCUCCCUUUUAAAAGCUGAGCAACACUUACUGACUUCCAAAUCCUUUUUUUUUUUUCUGUAAUCUAAUAUAAGUUUUCAAAUUAAAUAUAGAUUGUUUUAAAA